GCUAAGCCCUGUGUCUUUGAUAUGGAAGUGGAGAACCAGACAAGGGUCACCAAGUUCAUUCUGGUGGGGUUCCCCGGGAGCCUGGGCAUGCGUGCCGCAGUGUUCCUCAUGUUCCUCGUGGCCUAUAUUCUGACAGUAGCGGAGAACGUGAUCAUCAUCCUGCUGGUGCAGCAGAACCGGCCACUACACAAGCCUAUGUACUUCUUCCUGGCCAACCUGUCCUUCCUGGAGACCUGGUACAUUUCCGUGACCGUGCCCAAGUUGCUGUUCAGCUUUUGGUCCCUGAGCAACAGCAUCUCCUUCACUCACUGCAUGAUCCAGCUUUACUUCUUCAUCGCACUCAUGUGCACAGAGUGCGUCCUCCUGGCCGCCAUGGCCUACGACCGUUAUGUAGCCAUCUGCCGCCCUCUGCACUACCCCACCAUCAUGAGCCACGGGCUCUGUUUCCGCCUGGCUCUUGGCUCCUGGGCCAUCGGCUUUGGCAUCUCUCUGGCGAAGAUCUACUUCAUCUCCCGCCUUAGCUUCUGUGGCCCCAAUGUCAUCAAUCACUUCUUCUGUGAUAUCUCUCCAGUGCUCAACCUCUCCUGCACAGACAUGUCUGUAGCCGAGCUGGUGGAUUUUGUCUUGGCCCUGAUCAUCUUCCUCUUUCCCCUGUCAAUCACUGUCCUGUCCUAUGGAUGCAUCCUGGCCACGGUGUUACGCAUGCCCACAGGAAAACAGAAAGCCUUCUCCACUUGUGCUUCCCACCUCGUGGUGGUCACUAUCUUCUACUCAGCCACUAUUUUCAUGUAUGCCCGGCCCCGAGCCAUCCAUGCCUUCAACAUGAACAAGAUCAUUUCCAUCUUCUAUGCUAUUGUCACUCCCGCCUUCAACCCUUUCAUUUAUUGCCUAAGAAAUCGAGAGGUAAAAGAAGCUCUGAAGAAGCUGAUCCAUUGCCAGGCUGUUAGAUCUGACUAGUCCGUUAUGGGUGAUGGAAAGAAAGAGAAUGAGUUCUUUCUUCUCCUUGUC
Messenger RNA from Dipodomys ordii (Ord's kangaroo rat), 1008 nucleotides. RefSeq names its product olfactory receptor 6B1. Gene Ontology annotation, biological process: G protein-coupled receptor signaling pathway. The record is from RefSeq and is a predicted model, not a curated record. Gene Ontology annotation, molecular function: G protein-coupled receptor activity; olfactory receptor activity. Gene Ontology annotation, cellular component: membrane. The transcript has 3 exons. Lineage: Eukaryota; Metazoa; Chordata; Mammalia; Rodentia; Heteromyidae. Bases 22 to 957 code for a protein of 311 amino acids.